AUGGAAGAAGGAACCGUUGCCAUCACGCCCUCGGUGCCUCCUCCGCUCCCCUACUCCCUCCACACCCGCAAGAAGGCCAUUGCUUUCUUCUGGAUCCUCUUUGUCGUCGAUACCUUGGGUCAGCCAUUGAUACUGUAUUGGACGCUGUGGUACCUCACGGAUCUGUCGCACAACUUGGUAUUCUCUAUUAUCACCGCAUGCUUGGGCGGAAUUUCAGUCUUCGAGUACUUCUAUCGCCUCCAUAAUCUCUUCCGCAAACACUCGCGCACCCGGCCGUUGAACGCUCGCAAAUCAUGGCUGGACUUCUUCCACAUCAACUUUACAAUUGUCUGGCUGAUCCUGGCGGUGGAACUCAUUGUUGGAACGGUUCCUGCUGAACCUUAUGUACGCCUUGUCGCGAUGGUCCUCCCGACGGUAAUGUUCUACUUUGGCAUCGUACACCUGUCCCUCGAUAUUCUCCGCAUGUGCGGCUUCAAGGCACCCUUCCGAAUCUCGUCUACACCCAAAGGAUCCACCAUGCCAACCGCAUUAUACGCACUCAUCGAAGACGUGGUGGCCGUGGACGGAGGCGGCGGCCAAAUGUACCGGUACGCGCUCCGAACACGAUACCUCUCGAGCCCCUAUUUCCGACGGAUGCUGUUCGAGAUGAAUUGUUUCUGGAGCGGAGGCUCGAUCAUCUGCGCCGCCGCCAUCACUGCGGUCGUCUUUACUGUCUCGGAACCAGUCGCGUAUACACUGGGCUGGAGCCUUCCGUUCGCUUGGGCCGGCAUCUGGACUUUAAUUACUAUCCCCUGGGUCCAAAGUGAUCUGCGCAGAGAGAAAAAGGCCUGGGCCGAGGGCCGCGUACAGGGCGGGAUUCCCUGGACGGACGACAUUGCCGCGCCCACAGCCCGCACUCGCUUUGCUUCCGUUCAGGCUAACCUGCUGCCCUGGACGCGCGAGAAGCAAAGCGCUCCGUCGACCCCAUCUGCGGAUGGCGCUGGCAGCACAGCAGCUACGGGAAACCCUGAGAACAUGCCAGAUGGAGUUCCUGAUGUUGUUCCUGAUGGUGUUCCUGGUGUUAUUCCUGAUGUUGUUCCUGAUGUUGUGCCUGAUGUUGUGCCUGAUGUUGUUCCUGGUGGCGUCCCCGAUGGAACACCGUCUGGAAACCACUCCAUUACCCACUGA
Messenger RNA from Penicillium lagena, 1167 nucleotides. RefSeq lists its product as uncharacterized. NCBI's taxonomy places the organism in Eukaryota, Fungi, Ascomycota, Eurotiomycetes, Eurotiales, Aspergillaceae. The record is from RefSeq and is a predicted model, not a curated record. Bases 1 to 1167 code for a protein of 388 amino acids. The transcript is spliced from 6 exons.